AUGGACGUGGACGUGCACGUGGACGUGGACGUGGUCGUGGUCGUGGACGUUGACGUGGUCGUGGACGUUGACGUGGACGUGGACGUGGACAUGGACGUGGACGUUGACGUGGACGUGGACGUGGACGUUGACGUGGACGUGGACGUGGACGUGGACGUUGACGUGGACGUGGACGUGGUCGUGGAUGUGGACGUUGACGUUGACGUGGUCGUGGACAUGGAGGACUUGGACUUGGACGUGGAGGACUUCGACGUGGACGUUGAGGACAUGGUCGUGGACGUGGUCAUGGACGUGGAUGUGGACGUGGACGUGGACGUGGACGUGGUGGAGGACGUGGACGUGGACGUGGACGUGGAGGACUUCGACGUGGACGUGGACGUGGACGCGGACGUGGAUGUGGACGCGGACGUGGACCUGGACUUGGACGUGGACGUGGACGUAGACGUGGUCGUGGACGUGGACGUUGUCGUGGACGUGGUCGUGGACGUGGACGUGGUCGUCCACGACGUGGACUUGGACAUGGACGUGGACGUGGACGUGGUCGUGGACGUGGAGGACUUGGACGACUUGGACUUGGACGUGGACGUGGACGUGGACGUGGACGUGGACAUGAUCGUGGACGUGGAGGACGUAGACGUGGACGUGGACGUGGGCAUGGACGUGGACCUGGACGUGGACGUGGACGUGGUCGUGGACGUGGACGUGGACGUGGACGUGGACGUGGUCAUGGACGUGGACGUGGUCGUGGACGUGGAGGACUUGGACUUGGACGUGGACAUGGACGUUGACGUGGACGUGGUCAUGGUCGUGGUCGUGGACGUGGACGUGGACGUGGACGUGGGCCUGGACGUAGACAUGGACGUGGACGUGGCCGUGGUCGUGGACGUGGACGUGGACAUGGACGUGGUCCUGGACGUGGACGUGGACAUGGACUUGGACGUGGACGUGAACGUGGACGUGGACGUGGUCGUGGUCGUGGACGUGGUCGUGGACGUGGAUGUGGACGUGGUCGUGGACGUGGACGUGGACGUGGACGAGGAGGACGUGGACGUGGAGGACGUGGACGUGGACGACGUGGACGUGGAGGACUUCGACGUGGACGUGGACGUGGAGGACUUCGACGUGGACGUGGACGUGGACGUGGACGCGGACGUGGACGUGGACGCGGACGUGGACCUGGACUUGGACGUGGACGUGGACAUAGACGUGGUCGUGGACGUGGACGUCGACAUGGUCGUGGACGUGGUCGUGGACGUGGACGUGGACUUGGACGUGGACGUGGACGUGGUUGUGGAUGUGGACGUGGACGUGGUCGUCCACGACGUGGACUUGGACUUGGAGGUGGACGUGGACGUGGACGUGGACAUGAUCGUGGACGUGGAGGACGUAGACGUGGACGUGGACAUGGGCGUGGACGUGGACCUGGACAUGGACGUGGACGUAGUCGUGGACGUGGACGUGGUUGUUGACGUGGACGUGGACGUGGUCGUGGACGUGGACGUGGUCAUGGAGGACGUGGACGUGGUCGUGGACGUGGUCGUGGACGUGCAGGACUUGGAGGUGGACGUGGACGUGGACAUGGACAUGGUCGUGGACGUGGACGUGGUCGUGGACGUGGACGUGGACUUGGACGUGGACGUGGACGUGGACGUGGACGUCGUCGUGGACGUUGACAUGGAUGUGGACGUGGACGUGGACGUGGACGUGGUCGUGGACGUGGACGUGGACGUGGACGUGGUCGUGGACAUGGACGUGGACGUGGACGUGGUCGUGGAGGACGUGGACGUGGACGUGAACGUGGACGUGGACGUGGUCGUGGACGUGGACGUGGACGUGGUUGUGGACGUGGACGUGGACGUGGACGUAGACGUGGACGUGGUCAUGGACGUGGACGUGGACGUUGACGUGGACGUGGACGUGGACGUUGACGUGGACGUGUACGUGGUCGUGGACAUGGAAGACUUGGACUUGGACGUGGAGGACUUGGACGUGGACGUUGAGGACAUGGUCGUGGACGUGGUCAUGGACGUGGACGUGGACGUGGACGUGGACGUGGACGUGGUGGAGGACGUGGACGUGGACGUGGAGGACUUCGACGUGGACGUGGACGCGGACGUGGACGUGGACGCGGACGUGGACCUGGACUUGGACGUGGACGUGGACGUAGACGUGGUCGUGGACAUGGACGUCGACGUGGUCGUGGACGUGGUCAUGGACGUGGUCGUCCACGAUGUGGACUUGGACAGGGACGUGGACGUGGACGUGGACGUGGUCGUAGACGUGGAGGACUUGAACGUGGACGUGGACGUGGACGUGGUCGUGGUCGUGGACAUGGACGUGGACGUGGUCGUCCACGACGUGGACUUGGACUUGGACGUGGACGUGGACGUGGACGUGGACAUGAUCGUGAACGUAGAGGACGUAGACGUGGACGUGGAUGUGGACGUAGACGUGGACGUGGUCGUGGACGUGGACGUGGACGUUGACGUGGACGUGGACGUGCACGUGGACGUGGGCGUGGUCGUGGUCGUGGACGUUGACGUAGUCGUGGACGUUGACGUGGACGUGGACGUGGACGUGGACGUGGACGUUGACGUGGACGUGGACGUGGACGUGGACGUGGACGUGGUCGUGGAUGUGGACGUUGACGUUGACGUGGUCGUGGACAUGGAGGACUUGGACUUGGAGGUGGAGGACUUGGACGUGGACGUUGAGGACAUGGUCGUGGACGUGGUCAUGGAUGUGGAUGUGGACGUGGACGUGGACGUGGUGGAGGACGUGGACGUAGACGUGGACGUGGAGGACUUCGACGUGGACGUGGAUGUGGACGCGGACGUGGACGUGGACGCGGACGUGGACCUGGACUUGGACGUGGACGUGGACGUAGACGUGGUCGUGGACGUGGAUGUGGACGUGGUCGUGGACGUGGUCGUAGACGUGGACGUGGUCGUCCACGACGUGGAAUUGGACAUAGACGUGGUCGUGGACGUGGUCGUGGACGUGGAGGACUUGGACGUGGACGUGGACGUGGACGUGGUCAUGGUCGUGGACGUGGACGUGGACGUGGACGUGGUCGUGGACGUGGACGUGGUCAUGGACGUGGACGUGGUCGUGGACGUGGAGGACUUGGACUUGGACGUGGACAUGGACGUGGACGUGGACGUGGUCAUGGUCGUGGUCGUGGACGUGGACGUGGACGUGGACGUGGGCCUGGACGUAGACAUGGACGUGGACGUGGCCGUGGUCGUGGACGUGGACGUGGACGUGGUCCUGGACGUGGACGUGGACAUGGACUUGGACGUGGACGUGAACGUGGUCGUGGACGUGGACGUGGUCGUGGUCGUGGACGUGGUCGUGGACGUGGACGUGGACGUGGUCGACGUGGACGUGGAUGUAGAUGUGGACGUGGACGUGGUCGUGGACGUGGACGUGGACGUUGAUGUAGACGUUUACGUGGUCGUGGACAUGGAGGACUUGGACUUGGACGUGGAGGACUUGGACGUGGACGUUGAGGACAUGGUCGUGGACGUGGUCAUGGACGUGGACGUGGACGUGGACGUGGACGUGGUGGAGGACGUGGACGUGGACGUGGAGGACUUCGACGUGGACGUGGACAUGGACACGGACGUGGACGUGGACGCGGACGUGUACCUGGACUUGGACGUGGACGUGGACGUAGACGUGGUCGUGGACGUGGACGUCGACGUGGUCGUGGACGUGGUCAUGGACGUGGUCGUCCACGAUGUGGACUUGGACAUGGACGUGGACGUGGACGUGGUCGUAGACGUGGAGGACUUGAACGUGGACGUGGACGUGGUCGUGGUCGUGGACGUGGACGUGGAAGUGGACGUGGUCGUCCACGACGUGGACUUGGACUUGGACGUGGACGUGGACGUGGACGUGGACAUGAUCGUGAACGUGGAGGACGUAGACGUGGACGUGGAUGUGGGCGUGGACGUGGACCUGGACAUGGACGUGGACGUGGUCGUGGACGUGGACGUGGACGUGGACGUGGUCGUGGACGUGGAGGUGGUCAUGGAGGACGUGGACGUGGUCGUGGACGUGGUCGUGGACGUGGAGGACUUGGAGGUGGACGUGGACGUGGACGUGGACGUGGUCGUGGACGUGGACGUGGUCGUGGACGUGGACGUGGACGUGGACUUGGAUGUGGACGUGGACGUGGACGUGGACGUGGACAUCGUCGUGGACGUGGACAUGGACGUGGAUGGGGAAGUGGACAAGGACGUGGACGUGGACGUGGACGUGGACGUGGACGUGGACUUGGACGUGGACGUGGACGUGGACUUGGACGUGGACGUGGACGUGGACUUGGACGUGGACGUGGACGUGGACUUGGAUGUGGACGUGGACGUGGACUUGGACGUGGACGUGGACGUGGACGUGGACGUGGUCGUGGAGGACGUGGACGUGGACGUGAACGUGGACGUGGGUGUGGACGUGGUCGUGGACGUGGACGUGGACGUGGACGUGGUCGUGGACGUGGACGUGGACGUGGUCGUGGACGUGGACGUGGACGUGGACGUGGUCGUGGACGUGGACGUGGACGUGGACGUGGUCGUGGACGUGGACGUGGUCGUGGACGUGGACGUAGACGUGGACGUAAACUUGGACAUGGACAUGGUCGUGGACGUGGACGUGGACGUGGACGUGGACGUGGACGUGGUCGUUGACGUGGACGUGGACGUGGACGUGGACGUGGACGACGUGGACGUGGAGGACGUGGACGUGGACAUGGAGGACGUGGACGUGGACGUGGACGUGGACGAAGUCGUGGACGUGGACGUUAACGUGGACGUGGACGUGGACGUGGACGUUGACGUGGUCGUGGACGUGGAGGACUUGGACGUGGACAUGGACGUGGACGUGGACGUGGUCGUGGACGUGGACGUGGACGUGGACGAGGUCGUGGUCGUCAACGUGGUCGUAGACGUGGAGGACUUGGACGUGGACCUGGACAUGGACGUCGACGUGGACGUGGACGUGGACCUGGAGGUGGUCGUGGACAUGGUCGUGGACGUGGACGUCUAA
Messenger RNA from Closterium sp. NIES-65, 5049 nucleotides. NCBI's taxonomy places the organism in Eukaryota, Viridiplantae, Streptophyta, Zygnematophyceae, Desmidiales, Closteriaceae. The record is from the annotation of a GenBank genome assembly.